Molecule: messenger RNA, 929 nt
Organism: Paramecium primaurelia
Lineage: Eukaryota; Ciliophora; Oligohymenophorea; Peniculida; Parameciidae
Source: the annotation of a GenBank genome assembly
AUGAAAUAAAAAAAUAUAGAAAUUGAAGAAGAACUUCGAGAAGCAAAGUUUGCUGAUUAUAAAUAAAUUAAAAAUAAAUUCUUGUCUAAAUUUAGAAAACCAUAAAGUCUAGAAGUUUAUAAUUAGAUUAGAAAGAAUCGUAUAUAUUUAAAUAAAAACCAAGCAUUUUAAUUAAGCCAAGAAUUUCAUGAAAAUGAAUUAAAAUGUAAAAUAUGUAAAGAUUAUUACAUUAAAUUUACAAUUGCUUAAUGUGGUCAUUCAUUUUGUUAUUAUUGCAUUUUUGAACAUUUACUUAAAUCUCAUGUAUAUUUUUAUUAUAUUUAAGAGAUGCCCAUGUUGUCAAACAGUUUUGAAAGGUUUAUAAUUUAUCUAUUGUAAGACAAUAGAUUAAUUUAUUCAGAAUAGUAAAAUACUUUAAAAUAAUACAACUAUACUAAAUAGAAAGAAAGAAUUUAAAGAAUGGAAAAUGAAAAAGAAGUUAACUAAUUUUAAAUUAGGAGAUUCUUUAGAUGUUUUAGAUACUGAACAUAUAUGGUGCAUUGGAUAGAUAAUUAAUAUUAGGAACCAAAAAGAAAUGCUUGUUCAUUAUUAAGGAUGGAAUAAGGCUUAUGAUGAAUACAUUUCAAUCUCAUCACCACGUUUAUCUCCUUUGGGACUAUUUACUAAUAGAACUGGUAUUAUUAAAUUAUAAAGAAGAUAUUUUAUUAUAUUAACCAAGUUUAAAUGAUAAUGCAAUGUCUAAUUAUGUCAGAUAAAUUGAAUCUCAAAAUUAAGAGAACGAUUAAUUUAAUUAUUUAAUAUUAUAGCAACAAACAUAAAAUUCAAACAUUAUUUUUGCCAUUGAAUCACCAAGUAGAACUACAUUAUCAAGUUUAUUAUAAUUAGUUAUCAUCAUUAGAGAAAUACAUGAUGAAUUACAUAAUGAUUGA